AUGCCCAGUCUGAUACAGGGGGGAUGGAUAAUGGAAUGGACCCUUGAUGACCGAAUUGUCCAGAGCGAUCAUUCCAUCGAUCCGGAUGGAAACAUGGCACUCCGCCUUCACAUGCUGGUCCACACCUACGUCAUAACGGCCUCAUCAUCAUCAUCAUCAUCAUCGUCUCCGGGUCGUCCUUGAAAAGGUGGUUCCUCUCCUUCUUCUCUGCAUACUUGCAGCAACAAUUCUUCUCCGCAUUAGCAUCCUCUGCAGUUGCAUCCUACAGUCCUCGCUCUGCUCAUCAUGGCGGAAUCCCAAUCCGCCUUCUCUUUGUCCGCCUUUCUGCGUAACCCCCUCCUCCAGAGCUUUACUAUCUGUUACAUGCUCCUGCAAAGCCUCAUCAACUGGAUCUUUGCACCGAACCCCCCCAGCCCCAAGAAUAUCCCCAAUGGCCUUCCAAGGAAGCGCGUGGCCGUGAUCGGAACCGGCUUGACCGGCGUAUCCGCGGCCGCCCACUGUGUCGGUCAUGGCUUCGAUGUCGAACUCUUUGAAGCGCGAUCCAAGGACAAGGGAUUGGGCGGUAUCUGGAGUCGCGUCAACUCCACCUCCUCCCUGCAGAUCCACAGCAUCAUGUACCGCUUCCACCCGUCGGUGCAGUACGACACGGCCUACCCAAGCCAAGGCGAGAUCAAGGAACAGAUCGUCGACGUCUGGAAACGGUACGGGCUGCAGAAGCACACCAACUUCAACACUCCCGUCACCUCCGUCAAACAAACCAAGAACGGUCGCUGGAUCAUCAACAACGAGGAAGAAAAAUACGGCCGCUUCGACGGCAUCAUCGCGUCCGUGGGUGUCUGCGGCGAUCCCAAGAUGCCCCCCCUACCAGACCAGGGCAACUUCAAGGGCGACAUCUACCACUCCUCCGAGCUGGACGGAAAGAACGUUGAGGGCAAGAAGGUGGCCAUUGUCGGCGGCGGCGCCAGUGCCAUCGAGGCACUCGAGUUCGCCGUCAAGGCGAAGGCCGGCCAGAUUGACGUGCUGUCGCGGUCCGACAAAUGGAUCAUCCCGCGCAACAUCUUCGUGCAGUCUCUCUUGGCGAUGAACAUCCUCGGCCAGGAGACCUCCCUCUCAUGGAUCCCCGAGUCCCUGCUCCGCCGGUUCUUCUACCGCGACCUAUCCGACAUCGCUCCCUCAGGCGGCCUGUUCACGCAGACCCCCAUGGCCAACUCCGAACUGUUCGAGCAGAUCCGCGAAGGUAAAGCGCGUUGGCUGCGCGGCGACAUCGUCAACCUGACCGAGGACGGCGUCCGGUUCAACUUCCGCGGCAGCGGCGUGCCCAAAGGCGGUCCGGGUCACGAGUCGACCGUCGCCGCCGACGUGAUCAUCAUGGCCACCGGCUUCAAGCGGCCCUCCCUGAACUUCCUCCCCGACGACGCCUUCGAGGACCCCUACUCGCCCCCCAGCUGGUACCUCCAGGUGUUCCCGCCCAAGUACACGACCAUCUGCGCCAACAACAGCACGUACGUCAACGCCAUCGGCACCGUCGGCAACAUGCACAUCGGCAUCUACACGCGCUUCCUGCUGAUGUUCCUGACGGACCCGCUGUCGCGGCCCACCGAGGGCCGCAUGAAGACCUGGAUCGACUUCACGCGCUUCAUGAAGCGGUUGUCGCCAGUCGGGGCGUUUGAUUUCUUCACGUACACGGAGCUGCUCUACUGGUUUGUGUUUUCCAUCCUGGUUAACCCGUUCCGCUGGAAGUGGGCACCGUUUGUGCUGUUUGGCGUGGGUUGGACCUUGCCGUUAGAGGUCGUCAAGCAGGAGGAGAGCUUCCGGAAGGAGCUGAGACGGCAGCAUUAGCUGGAACAGUGGUGCACUGAUAGACUGGCUGUGCCAUGGCUGGCAUGCUAUCCGGCCUUCCAUCUAUGAUGAGUUAUGAUGUAUUUAGAGUAGAAUUGAUUAGGCAUACUGUAAAUGACGCCUAUAUGACCACUGUUUAGCUUAUUCCCGCCCUAG
This is a messenger RNA of Aspergillus heteromorphus CBS 117.55, 1995 nucleotides long. Its product is annotated as flavin-containing monooxygenase. The coding region runs from base 286 to 1839 and encodes 517 amino acids. Gene Ontology annotation, molecular function: NADP binding; N,N-dimethylaniline monooxygenase activity; flavin adenine dinucleotide binding. The transcript has 2 exons. Lineage: Eukaryota; Fungi; Ascomycota; Eurotiomycetes; Eurotiales; Aspergillaceae. The record is from RefSeq and is a predicted model, not a curated record.